UCCUUAUAUUAGUUAAUAAUUCUAGUAAUAAUUUUAAUUUUGUAUUUAUAUGUUUAUUCUGGUAGAAAAUCGGAUAUUCAAAUAUCAAAUAAAUUCUUUUUUGUCGAAUGACUAUUCAUCUAUUGUAUUUUCAUGCAAAUAUGGAGCAAGAAAACUCUAUGAAAAGCUGGUGGUUCAAUUCGACGUUAUUUAAGAAGGAGUUCGAACACAGAUGUAGGCUAAGUAAAUCAACGGGCAGUCUUGGUCCUAUUGAAAAUGCCGGCAAAAGUAAAGAUCUGAAGAUAAAUGAUACGGAUAAAAACAUUCAGAGUUGGAGUAGUCAUGACAAUUAUAGUAAUGUUGAUCUUUUUUUUGGCGUCAAGGACAUUCGGAAUUUCAUCUCUGAUGAUACUUUUUUAGUUAAAGAUAGUAACGGGGACAGUUAUUCUAUAUAUUUUGAUAUUGAAAAUAAUAUUUUUGAGAUUGAUAAUGAUCAUCCUUGUAGUGAACUAGAAAGUUCUUUUUAUCGGAAUUCUAGUUAUCUGAAUAAUGGAUCUAAGAGUAAGAAUCCCGACCACGAUCAUUACAUGGAUGAUACUCAGUAUACUUGGAAUAAUCACAUUAAUAGUUGCAUUGACACUUAUCUUCAGUCUCAAAUCUGUAUUGAUAGUUACACUGUAAGUGGUAGUGACAAUUCCAGUAACAAUUACAUUUCUAGUUCCAUUUGUGGUAAAAGUGGAAAUACUAGUAAAAAAGUCGGAAGGAAUAUACGACAAGGUUCUACUAAGCUGGAUGUAACUCAAAAAUACAAGCAUUUGUGGGUUCAAUGCGAAAAUUGUUAUGGAUUAAAUUAUAAGAAAUUUUAUAAAUCAAAAAUGAAUCUUUGUGAACAAUGUGGAUAUCAUUUGAAAAUGAGUAGUUCUGAUAGAAUUGAACUUUCGAUCGAUCGGGGUACUUGGGAGCCUAUGGAUGAAGGCAUGGUUUCUCUGGAUCCCAUUCAAUUUCAUUCGGAGGAGGAGCCUUAUAAAAAUCGUAUCGAUUCUUAUCAAAGAAAGACAGGAUUAACCGAGGCUGUUCAAACGGGCAUAGGGCAAUUAAACGGUAUUUCCGUAGCAAUAGGGGUUAUGGAUUUUCAGUUUAUGGGGGGUAGUAUGGGAUCCGUAGUCGGGGAGAAAAUUACCCGUUUGAUUGAAUAUGCUACUAAAGAAUUUCUACCUCUUAUUAUAGUGUGUGCUUCUGGAGGGGCACGUAUGCAAGAAGGAAGUUUGAGCUUGAUGCAAAUGGCUAAAAUAUCUUCUGCUUUAUAUGAUUAUCAAUCAAAUAAAAAAUUAUUCUAUGUACCAAUCAUUACAUCUCCUACUACUGGUGGGGUGACAGCCAGUUUUGGUAUGUUGGGGGAUAUCAUUAUUGCCGAACCCAAUGCCUACAUUGCCUUUGCGGGUAAAAGAGUAAUUGAACAAACAUUGAAUAAAACAGUACCCGAAGGUUCACAAGCGUCUGAGUAUUUAUUCCAGAAGGGUUUAUUCGAUCUAAUCGUACCACGUAAUCCUUUAAAAGGCGUUCUGAGUGAGUUAUUUCAACUCCACACUUUCUUUCCUUUGAAUCAAAAUUAGAACAUUAAGUCCAUUAUUUUAUUUUGAGCAAACAAGUAAUUCGUUUAUCGGAAUACAAGUGAAAUUGAGACGAAAGGGUUUUC
This is a messenger RNA of Erigeron canadensis, 1675 nucleotides long. RefSeq names its product acetyl-coenzyme A carboxylase carboxyl transferase subunit beta, chloroplastic-like. Bases 108 to 1592 code for a protein of 494 amino acids. The transcript has a single exon. Gene Ontology annotation, biological process: fatty acid biosynthetic process. NCBI's taxonomy places the organism in Eukaryota, Viridiplantae, Streptophyta, Magnoliopsida, Asterales, Asteraceae. The record is from RefSeq and is a predicted model, not a curated record. Gene Ontology annotation, cellular component: acetyl-CoA carboxylase complex. Gene Ontology annotation, molecular function: acetyl-CoA carboxylase activity.